Drosophila subobscura is the source of this 1917-nucleotide messenger RNA. Its product is annotated as endoplasmic reticulum chaperone BiP-like. Bases 10 to 1902 code for a protein of 630 amino acids. The record is from RefSeq and is a predicted model, not a curated record. Gene Ontology annotation, molecular function: heat shock protein binding; ATP binding; misfolded protein binding. Gene Ontology annotation, biological process: cellular response to unfolded protein; endoplasmic reticulum unfolded protein response; protein refolding. Gene Ontology annotation, cellular component: nucleus; endoplasmic reticulum lumen; endoplasmic reticulum chaperone complex. The transcript has a single exon. Lineage: Eukaryota; Metazoa; Arthropoda; Insecta; Diptera; Drosophilidae.
GCAAAUUUCAUGAGGAUGAACAUUUUCCUAUCGCUCUUUGGCCUCGCAGUUUUUGUGUGGCCAUCGCUGGGCGUGGAAAAUAACCAGAAGCAGCACCACGAAUUGCCCACAGUUAUUGGCAUUGAUCUGGGCACCACCUACUCCUGCGUUGGCGUUUUCCUUAAAGGACGAGCCGAGAUCAUAACUAAUGAUUGGGGCAAUCGUCUCACGCCCUCGUUGGUGUCCUUUGCCGCCGAUGGCGAGCGUUUGAUUGGUGAAGCCGCCCGGAACCAGCUGACCAACAAUCCGGAAAACACAGUCUACGAUGUGAAGCGACUGAUUGGACGCGAGUGGUUCGAGCCGAAUAUGCAAAAGGACAUCAAGCUGUACCCUUUCAAGGUGGUCAAAAAGAACUCCAGACCGCACAUACGCGUGAGCACGGCUCAGGGCGUCAGGGACUACGCACCGGAGGAGAUCUCCGCCAUGGUGCUGGCCAAGAUGAAGCAAACGGCAGAGGAUUUCCUGGGCAGGAAGAUCACCGAUGCUGUGGUCACGGUGCCAGCCCGCUUCAACGAUGCCCAGCGCCAGGCCACCAAGAAUGCGGCAAAGAUUGCCGGCCUCAAUGUGCUGCGAUUCAUCAACGAACCAACAGCCGCAGCCAUGGCCUAUGGUUUUGAUAGGAAGGGUUCCGCAAAGAGAGUUUUAGUGUUCGAUUUGGGCGGCGGCACGCUCGAUGUGUCCCUGGUGAGCAUCGACAAUGGUGUGCUGGAGGUGGUGGCCACCAACGGGGACACACACCUGGGGGGCCAGGACUUUGACCAGCGCGUGGUCGAUCACUUUGUGCAGCGGUACGAGCAGGAGGGCAAGGACAUUCGACAGGAUAGCGGCGCCAUGCAGAAGCUGCGUCUGCAGGUGGAGAAGGCCAAGCGGAUCCUGUCCAGCUCCCUGCAGGCGCGCAUCCACAUCGAGUCCUUCUUCGAGGGCCAGCACUUGGACCACACGCUGACCCGCGCCAAGUUCGAGGAGCUCAACCAGGAGCUGUUCCGCUCCACGCUGCAGCCCGUGCAGACGGUGCUGGAGGAUGCCCAGCUGCAGAAGACAGACGUGGAUGAGAUUGUGCUGACUGGUGGCUCCACACGCAUACCCAAGAUCCAGCAGCUGGUCGAGGACUACUUCGAUGGGAAGCAGCUCUCCCGCAGCAUCAAUGCCGACGAGGCUGUGGCCUGCGGCGCGGCUAUCCACGCUGGCACUCUCUCCGGUGAUCAGGCGACCAACAGCACCGUGCUGCUCGAUGUCAUUCCACUCACCUUGGGCGUGGCCACUGUGGGGGGUUUUAUGAGCCAGCUGAUUCCGCGCAACACUGUGAUCCCCACCAAGAAGACGCGCUCCUUUUUCACGGCCAAUGACAACCAGUCCUCCGUCACCAUCCAAGUGUACGAGGGAGAACGACCGCUGACCAAGGACAACCAUCUGUUGGGCACAUUCAAGUUGACUGGCAUCCCGGAGGAGCCAUACAGAAGCUUCCCCAUUCAGGUGACAUUUGCUGUGGACGUCCACGGGAUCCUGGAGGUCAGCGCCAAAGGAGUGGGCGCCGAUGUGCAUAGCCAGAUUGUCGUCACCAGCGACCAGUACCGCCUGACGCCUGACCAGAUCGAUCGCAUGAUCCACGAUGCAGAGAUAUUCGCCGAGAAGGAUAAGAGAUUCAUGGAGAACCUGAUGGCACGCCACAAGCUGGAGUCCUACGCCUACAGCCUGCUCAAGGAGCACGGCGACACGCAGCCCGAGCUGAAGAAGGCCAUCGACAAGGCGCUCUGGUGGCUGGAACACAAUCCCGAUGCCAGUCCCGAGAAAUGCAUGAAGCAGCAGAAAUAUAUCGAAGCCAUAAUGCGGCACCAAACUGCCGCUCUCCAGGAUGAACUCUGAGGACGGGAGGACUUU